UUUCCGGAAAUGUAUACACGAGACGAGCAAAAUAUCUUCUCUUUGUCCACCCAGCUCCCCGCUGAAGCAACAGCUACAGGAACAUCAUGGCGAACGUUGCUGACACUAAACUGUAUGACAUUCUCGGAGUCUCUCCAUCCGCCACGGAAAAUGAAUUGAAGAAGGCAUACCGGAAACUGGCAAAGGAGUAUCACCCUGAUAAGAACCCAAAUGCUGGAGACAAGUUUAAGGAAAUCAGCUUUGCCUAUGAGGUGCUUACUAACCCUGAAAAGAGGGAACUUUAUGAUCGCUGUGGUGAGCAAGGCCUGCGAGAAGGAGGCGGGAGUGGCCCAGGGAUGGACGAUAUUUUCUCCCACAUCUUUGGUGGUGGACUCUUUGGGUUCAUGGGCGGACAGGGUCGCUCCAGGAAUGGAGGGCGGAGGAGAGGGGAAGAUAUGGUCCAUCCACUCAAGGUGUCAUUGGAGGACCUAUACAAUGGAAAAACAACUAAACUACAGCUUAGCAAGAAUGUACUGUGUAGCACCUGUAAUGGACAGGGAGGCAAAACAGGCGCUGUACAAAAAUGUACAGCAUGCAGGGGGCGUGGCAUGCGCAUCAUGAUCAGACAGCUGGCUCCAGGGAUGGUCCAACAGAUGCAGUCGGUGUGUACUGAUUGUAACGGUGAAGGAGAAGUUAUCAGUGAGAAAGAUCGCUGUAAGAAAUGUGAGGGCAAGAAAGUUGUCAAGGAGGUGAAGAUUCUUGAAGUACAUGUGGACAAAGGCAUGAAGCACAGCCAGAAAAUAACCUUUGGAGGGGAAGCUGACCAGGCACCUGGCGUUGAACCGGGGGAUAUAGUCCUUGUCCUACAGGAAAAAGAGCAUGAGACAUUCAGGCGAGAUGGAAAUGACCUCUUCAUGAACCACAAGAUUGGACUGGUGGAGGCACUAUGCGGCUUCCAGUUUCUGCUGAAACAUUUAGAUGGAAGACAAAUCGUUGUUAAGUACCCUGCUGGCAAAGUAAUCGAACCUGGCUCAGUCAGGGUGGUGCGAGGAGAAGGUAUGCCACAGUACCGAAACCCAUUCGAGAAGGGAGAUCUCUAUAUCAAGUUUGACGUUCAGUUCCCUGACAACAACUGGGUUAGCCCAGAGAAACUUGUGGAGCUGGAGGACAUGCUGCCCUCACGGUCAGAGCCACCUCUCAUCACCGGAGAUGCAGAGGAGGUUGACCUGCAGGAAUAUGAUGUCAGCCAGAGCUCAACGACAGGUAGCCGCAGAGAGGCAUACAAUGACAGCUCAGAUGAAGAGGGUGGUCCCCAUGGGCCCGGAGUACAGUGUGCCCACCAGUAAUCUCAAACUCUUUCUCACACACACACACACACACACACACACACACACACACACACACACACAUAUACACACGACUCAUUGUUCUACGUGGAGAGGUAGAAUGUUUGAGUUGAAGUAAACAAGCAGACAUGUCAAGCUAAAAGGCUUGGUAUGUCAUCAGACACAGAUCUAUAUAUAUUCUGUGGAUAACACCUGGAAUAGUUGUUUAAUGUUAUAAACUUGUAUGCUUGAAUCAUUUUGAUCUUUGUCAGAGGAGCUCAUGCUGAGGCAGCCACAAACGUAUUACACAGAACCUGAAACUGAUUAGACACUUAAAUUGCACCUUUCAGGUAGAAACUACCCAGUUUGGGAUUAAUAAAGCAUCUAUCUAUCUAUCUAUCUAUCUAUCUAUCUAUCUAUCUAUCUAUCUAUCUAUCUAUCUAUCUAUCUAUCUAUCUAUCUGUCUAUCUGUCUAUCUAUCUAUCUAUCUAUCUAUCUAUCUAUCUAUCUAUCUAUCUAUCUAUCUAUCUAACUAUCUGUCUAUCUGUCUAUCUGUCAUAUAAAAUAAUAAGAUAUGUCAAAACAAGAGGUUGCCUCAGUGAACACCAUACUAUCUAGACCUAUGAUCUGGUGCUCAAAGUGAAGCCCUGACCCUUUUAAAUCCAGCCCCCUCUACCAAGUGGAACUCCAGGUCAGUCAACAAAAAGAAUUAUUCUUGUUUGCGGAGUGUGUGACAGGCAUUUUGUUUUGAUGGUAUUUACAAUCAUGAAUUUAAGAAUUAGCCAAUGUGCAUACACAGGCAAAGUAGCUGGACAAUGUGACAUGCAGAUCUCCUGUAUUCAUGGACACAUCCACUAAUGUGUCAAAUUUUUCAAGCUUUGUUUUCUUUGUAGGUUGUUACUUAUGUUUCUCUUUCUUAACAUUUUAAUUCAGACAGAAAUUUGGUUAUUGUGUAUAUAAUUGAAGUGGUUGUUGGUAAGCUUAAACAGCUGCUAUAUCCCAAGUGUGCUAUGUGAUUUUUAAAAAAAGAAAAAUAAGGCAAAUGAGAAAAACCUAUCGUCUAUAGUCUCUCUGUUGAGGCCAUGUGCAUGUAAAAAGCUUUGGUUCUCGCACUUCUCAAACGUCAAAGCAGCACACGUGUGAAAUGUCUAUGAAGUUGUGGAAUAAAUUGUUGGAAUACCA
Molecule: messenger RNA, 2486 nt
Organism: Mugil cephalus (flathead mullet)
Lineage: Eukaryota; Metazoa; Chordata; Actinopteri; Mugiliformes; Mugilidae
Gene: dnaja2a
Product: DnaJ heat shock protein family (Hsp40) member A2a
Exons: 9
Coding region: 87-1325 (412 amino acids)
Biological process (GO): response to heat; protein refolding
Cellular component (GO): cytoplasm; cytosol
Molecular function (GO): Hsp70 protein binding; ATP binding
Source: RefSeq, a predicted model, not a curated record